Striga hermonthica is the source of this 2433-nucleotide messenger RNA. The record is from the annotation of a GenBank genome assembly. Lineage: Eukaryota; Viridiplantae; Streptophyta; Magnoliopsida; Lamiales; Orobanchaceae.
AUGUACGUGGUGAAGAGGGACGGGCGGCAGGAGGCGGUUCACUUUGACAAGAUAACGGCGAGGCUCAAGAAGCUAAGCUAUGGGCUCAGCAGCGAGCACUGCGACCCGGUCCUUGUGUCCCAGAAGGUUUGCGCGGGGGUCUACAAGGGCGUCACCACCAGCCAGCUUGAUGAGUUGGCGGCCGAGACUGCGGCUGCCAUGACUGCGAAUCACCCGGAUUAUGCUUCUUUGGCUGCAAGGAUUGCAGUCUCAAAUCUUCACAAGAAUACAAAGAAAUCUUUUUCUGAAACGAUCAGAGACAUGUAUAAUCAUAUCAGCGAUAGAGCAGGGCUACCAGCUCCUUUGAUUGCAGAUGAUGUUUAUGAGAUAAUAAUGAGGAAUUCUGCUCGUCUGGACAGUGAAAUCAUAUAUGACCGAGACUUUGAUUAUGACUACUUCGGUUUCAAAACCCUUGAAAGGUCUUACCUCUUAAAGAUCCAGGGGAAAGUUGUUGAGAGGCCACAGCAUAUGUUAAUGAGGGUUGCUGUUGGUAUCCACAAAGACGAUAUAGAUUCAGUUAUAAGAACAUAUCAUCUGUUGUCUCAGAGAUGGUUCACUCACGCAUCCCCUACCCUCUUUAAUGCUGGUACACCGAGACCACAGUUGAGCAGCUGUUUCUUGAUAUGCAUGAAAGAUGAUAGUAUUGAAGGCAUAUAUGAUACACUAAAGGAGUCUGCUGUUAUCAGCAAAUCAGCUGGUGGAAUUGGUCUGUCUAUGCAUAACAUUCGUGCUACUGGGAGUUACAUACGUGGAACAAAUGGAACAUCCAAUGGCAUUGUUCCAAUGCUUCGAGUGUUCAAUGAUACAGCCCGGUAUGUGGAUCAGGGUGGUGGCAAGAGAAAAGGUGCUUUUGCUGUGUAUCUAGAGCCGUGGCAUGCUGAUAUCUUUGAGUUUCUUGAUUUGAGGAAGAACCAUGGAAAGGAAGAGCACCGCGCAAGAGAUUUGUUUUAUGCACUUUGGGUGCCUGACCUGUUUAUGCAAAGAGUUCAAUCUAAUGGACAAUGGUCGUUGUUUUGCCCUAAUGAGUCUCCUGGCUUAGCUGAUUGUUGGGGUGAAGAAUUUGAACUUUUAUACACUAAAUAUGAGAGACAGGGAAAGGCCAAAAAGGUGGUCCAGGCACAGAAUCUCUGGUUUGAAAUCUUGAAAGCUCAAAUUGAAACAGGAACUCCUUAUAUGCUGUAUAAGGACACUUGCAAUAGAAAAAGUAAUCAGCAGAAUCUUGGCACCAUAAAAUCCUCUAACUUGUGUACUGAGAUCAUUGAGUACACAAGUCCUACUGAAACUGCUGUCUGCAAUUUGGCAUCAAUUGCUCUACCAAGAUAUGUCAGAGAGAAGGGUGUACCCGUGGAAGCACAACCAUCAAAACUUGUUGGCAGCAUUGGCUCUAAUAACCGAUAUUUUGAUUUUGACAAGCUGGCUGAGGUCACUGCUAUAGUUACUACAAACCUUAACAAGAUAAUUGAUAUCAACUACUAUCCAGUUGAAACUGCAAAAACGUCUAAUAUGCGUCACAGACCAAUUGGUAUUGGGGUACAAGGCCUUGCUGACACUUUCAUCUUGCUUGGGAUGGCAUUUGAUUCCCCUGAGGCUCAGCAGUUGAACAAGGAUAUAUUUGAGACCAUAUACUACCAUGCUCUAAAGGCAUCCUGUGAACUAGCUGUUAGAGAAGGCCCAUAUGAAACAUAUAGUGGCAGUCCUGUUAGCAAGGGUAUUCUUCAGCAUGAUAUGUGGGGAGUAAAGGCUACAGAAAGGUGGGAUUGGGAUGCUCUUCGGGCUAUGAUAGCAAAUAAUGGUGUAAGAAACUCACUGCUCAUAGCACCUAUGCCAACAGCAUCAACAAGCCAAAUCCUUGGGAACAAUGAGUGUUUUGAGCCGUACACUUCCAAUAUUUACAGCCGCAGAGUUCUAAGUGGUGAGUUUGUUGUUGUGAACAAGCAUCUUUUACAUGAUUUGACCGAAAUGGGUCUUUGGUCGCCUUCUCUCAAGAACAGGAUCAUUUAUGAGGAUGGUUCUGUUCAAAAGAUUCCAGAGAUUCCUGAAGAGCUUAAAGGGAUUUACAAGACUGUCUGGGAGAUUAAGCAACGAGUCUUAGUUGACAUGGCCGUUGACCGUGGAUGUUACAUUGACCAAAGUCAAAGCUUAAACAUCCACAUGGAUCAGCCCAACUUCACAAAGCUAACUUCCCUGCAUUUCCAUGCUUGGUCUAGGGGCUUGAAGACUGGAAUGUACUACCUAAGAUCACGAGCUGCUGCAGAUGCUAUCAAAUUCACAGUCGAUACAACCAUGAUAAAGGUCAAGCUCAAGGUGGAGGCUGAUGUCGAUGACGAGUCCAAGAAGGCUCAGAUGGUUUGCUCGUUGGCCAACCGUGACGAGUGUUUGGCUUGCGGAAGUUAA